Magnusiomyces paraingens is the source of this 2358-nucleotide messenger RNA. RefSeq lists its product as uncharacterized. The record is from RefSeq and is a predicted model, not a curated record. Bases 1 to 2358 code for a protein of 785 amino acids. The transcript has a single exon. NCBI's taxonomy places the organism in Eukaryota, Fungi, Ascomycota, Dipodascomycetes, Dipodascales, Dipodascaceae.
AUGUUCUUCUCAAUACUCCGGUGUUUGGCGAUAUCUCUCACUGCUGGCAGUGUGAUGGCAGCCCCGGUGGCCCAAAAUACCGUCGAGACAGGAGUAAGCUCUUCAGCCAACGCUUCAGUCGACUUCCAAGUGUCAGGCCCACUGUUAAGUGUCGGCGACCCAGUCUAUCAACAGGUCAUUGUUCAACACACCUUUUCCAAUUCGUUUGGCCAGCCCUUUGUCGGCACAAUCAACUACCCAAAUGUUGAUUUCACUCAUGUCUUCUUGACAAUAGAAACUACUUCAACAGGCAUUCAGUACGACCGAUUAGCCAAAAUUUAUCUCAAUGGCGCAGAGAUUUGGCGCACAUCAACCUCAGAGCCCGCAGGCAGCGACAUUUAUUUCACAUAUACUAAAGAUGUGUCCCGUUAUGUUUCUCUCUUUAAGAUUCCAGAUGCUCCAAUUGUCAUGGACCUAGGCAACAUUGUCAAUGACCAGUACACGGGGCCCUUUAAUGUACAGAUAACUGCAAAGUACUACAAUGUAGCCAGCUCGUCAAGUUCAAACAGCAGCUCUGUUUUUAACUCGUACUACGAGCGUAAGUCCGCUACAAACGUCACACCUCUGCGCCCAUCCUCUCAGUCAAAGACCAGUGCAUUUUCUUGGUCAAUCCCGCAACAACUUGCGCAGGUUUCGCUUGACGCUCUCCCUCGCAACACAACACGUGCAGUCCUCGACAUUUUCGCUUCAGGCAAUGCGAAUGAGGAAUUUUGGUACAUGAACUUUUUGGACGAAAACGCCAAUGCCAUCCCCUCGGAUCCGCAACAGGGAGGGAACGCAGCACGUAUAGUAAAGGCUACAAUUAAUGACGAUUUGGUGGCUGUGACGCUACCAUUCCCUGUUGUUUACAGCGGCGGGUUUUCACCUGGGUUGUGGAUUCCAGUGAUUGGUAUUAAUGCAUAUGACGUGCCAUCAUAUCAAAUUGAUGUCACACCUUAUUUGCCUAAACUGUGGGAUGGUGCCUCCAUCACACUUUACGUUGAUAACGGAUAUGGUGGGGUCCCCUAUAAUGAGUGGUUUGUCAAUGCCAACUUGUUGACAUGGCAAGAGGCUGGUGUUACUGGAAAUGGUGAAGUUUUGGCCGGAACUAAGUACAAUGACACAAACAAGUUUUCCAAUGCCGAUGCGACCAACUCGAUUGUGGAGCUUCAGUCUGUUGCACGAGAUGUGUCAACGCGUGCCAUUCUCAAUUUUACUGAUAGUGACGGCUUUGUCGAGGAAGCUUUUGUGUCAUCGACACAAACCAUUUCUUUUACCAACACAAAGCAUCACUAUACAAACGGUGGAAGUUUUUUCCGGGCAGCACAAGUAUCGAGCGGAUAUAAUAGCUUCAAGAUUAGCAAUGCCGGAACCGACUUGUCACAAUACCGGUCCAAUAAUAAUGAUCCUAACUCUGACACCUUUUCACCUGUUUUGACUGACCUUAACACAGACUCAAAUUUGUUGACUGUGUCGGAAUGGACAUUUAUUUACCCUCUGGCCAUGAACUAUUUUACGGGGUCUAGCAACUCGUUCCAGGUGGAUAUUAACCGAGGAUAUGGGUACGAUGACAAUUACCUAACGGUGUGGACUAAGCAGAAUGUAUCAGCCAAUGCCCAGCAAUCUUCUUCUUCUUCGAUUACAACCUCUAGCUCGCGUGGAGACCAAUACUAUGCCCAGAACCUGGUACAGUUGAGUGGAGGCCGUGACAACUACGAUCAGUAUGUGGUUACUAAUAAUAACAAGGUUGUACAAAACACCUAUGGCAAUGGGAACUCAGAUUCGCUGCUCCAGUAUGGCCAGUCCGAUCCUAUCACAACCUUAGUUUCGUAUGCAGCCAAGUUGGCUCAAAGCAACCCCAGUGAUAAAACCUCUGUUACCAAUGCUAUUUUGAAUGUGUUUACUACAGUUCUGCCUCAGGUAUCGUUUAGCUCAACAUCGUCUAAGAGAGAUGCUAUUAAGAAGGUGGAUGACUAUGACGAGUCGUGGUUGGAUGAGCGCGAUGGAGACUUGUUCCGCAGCCCAGGUCAUGGCUACCCUGCAGGGUCCAUUCCUGGUUCUGAUCUUGAUCGUCGUGACGAUGGAAGCAGUGGGUUGCUUGCAUCCAAGAUUGCAGAAUUCCAGGUUGGCUGGGAUUGGUCCAACGACACUGUCAAUGUGUGCUGGACAUGCAAGGUUGCAUGUACGACAGAGAGUGAUUGUACUGCCGGGUAUGUUUAUAGUGCCGGGAUCCCAGGGACUGCUUCGGAGUUGAGCAAGCGAGGAGAGGGUAAUGUGGAGAGUGGUGUGCUUGUUGGGCUUGGACGGAACCCCAUGUACCACGGGACAAAGAAUGAGUGA